This is a messenger RNA of Amphimedon queenslandica, 1245 nucleotides long. RefSeq names its product deleted in malignant brain tumors 1 protein-like. Gene Ontology annotation, molecular function: serine-type endopeptidase activity. The record is from RefSeq and is a predicted model, not a curated record. The annotation marks the transcript as partial. Gene Ontology annotation, cellular component: plasma membrane. The transcript is spliced from 9 exons. Gene Ontology annotation, biological process: zymogen activation. Lineage: Eukaryota; Metazoa; Porifera; Demospongiae; Haplosclerida; Niphatidae.
AUGAAGUACUUACCACUUAGUGAUAUGUGUGCUUAUUAUCGUGGUGAAGCCUACUUUGGACAAGGGACUGGUAGUAUAGUAUUAGAUGAUGUUAGUUGUGUUGGUAAUGAAACAUCUUUAUACCAGCAAUGCAGUCAUGGAUCUCCUCUGUCACAUAAUUGUGGUCACAGUGAAGAUGUUGGAGUGGUUUGUCCUGCACCAUUUGAUGGCUCGGUUCGUCUUGUUGGAGGAUCCAACAGUUCUGAAGGACGUGUUGAAGUAUACCAUAGUGGAUCAUGGGGUACUGUCUGUGAUGAUUCAUGGGACUAUAGGGAUGCUAGUGUUGUAUGUAGACAGUUAGGAUAUGGAUCAGGGACUGCACUUACUGAUGCUUAUUUUGGACAAGGAACAGGAAGCAUAUUCAUGGAUGAUGUUGCUUGUACUGGAUAUGAAUUAUUUCUUACCAACUGCUCUCAUACAACUUCUCAUAAUUGUCGUCACUCUGAGGAUGCUGGAGUUAGAUGUUCACAUACUUGCUUUAGUAGAUCAGUUCGUCUUGUUGGAGGAUCCAACAGUUUUGAAGGACGUGUUGAAGUAUGCAGUAGUGGAUCAUGGGGUACUGUCUGUGAUGAUUACUGGGACUAUAGGGAUGCCACUGUUGUAUGUAGACAGUUAGGAUUAGGACAAGCAUCAGCGACUGCAUUUAGUGGUGCAUAUUUUGGACAAGGAACAGGAAGCAUAGUAAUGGAUGAUGUUCAUUGUACUGGAUCUGAAUUAUACCUUACUAGCUGCCCUCAUAGAACUUUUCAUAAUUGUGGUCACUCUGAAGAUGCUGGAGUUAGAUGCUCAUACAUUUGUAUUGAUGGCUCAGUUCGUCUUGUUGGAGGAUCCAGCAAUUUAGAAGGACGUGUUGAAGUAUGCAGAAAUGGAUCAUGGGGUACUGUCUGUGAUGAUGCAUGGGGUACUAAUGAUGCUACUGUUGUAUGUAGACAGUUAGGAUAUAGUGUUACAGGGACCGCAUAUAGUAAUGCUUAUUUUGGACAAGGAACAGGAAGCAUAGUAAUGGAUAAUGUUGCCUGUACUGGGUCUGAAUCAUACCUUACUAACUGUUCUCAUACAACUAAUCAUAAUUGUCGUCACUCUGAGGAUGCUGGAGUCAGUUGUGCAGGCUCUAGUAGUGUCAAUGCUGGGGCAUUAGCAGGAGUUAUUGUUGGAGGGAUAUUUGGUGGUAUUAUUUUCCUAAUUUUUGUAAUUGCAGUGAUUGCU